This is a messenger RNA of Lasiodiplodia theobromae, 993 nucleotides long. Its product is annotated as 3-ketoacyl- reductase. Bases 1 to 993 code for a protein of 330 amino acids. The record is from RefSeq and is a predicted model, not a curated record. Gene Ontology annotation, cellular component: endoplasmic reticulum. The transcript is spliced from 2 exons. Gene Ontology annotation, biological process: fatty acid elongation. Gene Ontology annotation, molecular function: ketoreductase activity. NCBI's taxonomy places the organism in Eukaryota, Fungi, Ascomycota, Dothideomycetes, Botryosphaeriales, Botryosphaeriaceae.
AUGGAUGCCCUGUCCAACGUCCCUCAACCCGUCAUUCUCGGCCUUGCCGGCAUCGGCGCUGCCUGGGCUGCCGUCAAGGUUGGCAGUUUCGUGCGCGUGCUUCUGAGCCUAUUCGUCCUGCCGGGUAUCUCGCUCUCCAAGUUCGGCCCCAAGGGUUCCUGGGCUAUCGUCACUGGCGCUAGCGACGGCAUCGGCAAAGAAUAUGCGCUCGCGCUUGCGAAGCGGGGUUUCAACGUGGUGCUGGUGUCGCGCACGCUGAGCAAGCUCGAAGCGCUUGCCUCGGACAUCAGCAGCAAGAACCCGGGCGUGCAGACACGCGUUCUGGCAAUGGACUUCGCGGCAAACAAGGACUCGGACUACGCUGCGCUGGCCUCGCUGAUCGCGGACCUGGACGUCUCGAUCCUGAUCAACAACGUCGGCCUCUCGCACAACAUCCCAGUGCCCUUCGUCCUGACCCCUGCGGAGGAGAUGCGCGAUAUCAUCACCAUCAACUGCACCGGCACGCUGCGCGUCACUCAGCUCGUCGCACCCAAGCUGGUCGCACGCAAGAAGGGUCUCAUCCUGACGAUGGCUUCGUUCGGCGGUGUUAUGCCGACUCCCCUCCUGGCGACCUACAGCGGUAGCAAGGCCUUCCUUCAGCACUGGAGCGCGGCUCUCGCCGGUGAGCUGGCUCCUUCGGGUGUCCACGUCCAGCUGGUCCAGAGCUACCUGGUUACGUCGGCUAUGAGCAAGAUCAGACGCGCCUCGGCCAUGAUUCCUACGCCCAAGGCUUUCGUCGCCGCCGCGCUUGGCAAGAUCGGCAGGUCUGGUGGCGCGCAGGGUGUUGCGUACACGUCCACGCCCUACUGGAGCCACGGUCUGAUGCACUGGGCCAUCGCGACGUUUGCGGGAACCACGAGCACGACGGUGCUGAAGAUCAACAAGGAUAUGCACGAGAGCAUUAGGAAGAGGGCCUUGAAGAAGGCUGAGAGGGAGGGCAAGAAGGUUGCGUAA